Panthera uncia (snow leopard) is the source of this 2340-nucleotide messenger RNA. It is a transcript of the gene EPCIP, whose product is annotated as chromosome C2 C21orf62 homolog. Lineage: Eukaryota; Metazoa; Chordata; Mammalia; Carnivora; Felidae. The transcript has a single exon. The coding region runs from base 648 to 1307 and encodes 219 amino acids. The record is from RefSeq and is a predicted model, not a curated record.
CUUGGAUAGCUGAGUCCAUCACGGAGCUGCUGGUCUCCUGAAUUCCAGGAAGUCAGAUAUUGAGGGGAGGAGGGAAUGUGCACGUUUAAGGGGUUGUCGAGUACUCAAUACAAGUAACACGACGUUUGGAGAGUGUGCACGCUCAAAGCACCACAGAUCCCUGGUGCACCCGGACGGGCGCACUGGGUCUCCUCUCUGGCACCCCAUCUUGUUGCUGCUGGUGUGUCAGUCUCCCAGCAGACAUCACAGGGAGUUUUAUGCCUCACACGGGUAGGCUGGCCACUGCCUGUCACGAGGCUCUGAGAAAAGAUCAUUUCUGCACUUGGGCUCCACUCAGGCACUUGCGUUGCCUGCCUUUGAUAGAACCACAAGAGAGAAACGUUUGCGAUGGAUUAUUUAGGGGGGUCCAUUCCCCUAACCUUCCUAUUUUUUUAAGCAACCUCUACACCCAACAUGGGGCUCAGACUCACGACCCUGAGAUUAAGAGUCACGUGCUCUGCGAACCGAGCCGGCCGGGCGCCCCAUGACCCGCAUGUUUCUAAUGAGAGCCUGCGAUAACACAGCUGCGUAUUUGUCUUUCGGUUGAGUUGCAAUGAACUGGCUCACGAAGGGGAGACACGACCUUGCGGGCCCACGCUGAGACAAGAAUGGCCCCACCUUCUGGGCACAGCCUCCUGCUGACCAGCGCCCUGGGCAUCCUUGUCCUGGGUUGCUUCACAGGAGGUCAGAGGAACAGCACUCUGAUCUUCACGAAGGAAAACACCAUUCGGAACUACACUUGCUCCGCGGACGUCCGGGACUGUGACUACGCUUUGGCCAACUUGAUGUGCAGCUGCCACACCGUCCUGCCUUCCGCGAUAGAGCAAACCAGCUACGACGACCGACUGACCGUCUGGUUCACAGAUGCAUCUGCACUGGGCCUUCUGCUGAACUUCACGUUGGUCCGGGACCUGAAGCUUUCUCCGUGCAGCCCCAACACUCUCCCCGCCGAAUACCUGGCUAUCUGCGGUCUGGAGAGGCUUCGGGUCAACACCGAGGCCAGGCGGCCGUUGCCAGAGCAGAGCUUACUCAUCCACGACGGCAGGGAAAGUGAACCCGGAGAGAAGCCCGCAUGGUUACCCGGAGGCCGGCAUACGUGUAUGUGUAUCUCAUUCUUAGAUGUGGCGCUUUUCAACGGGAAUUCAUCCUUAAAAGCAUACAGUAUAGAAAACGUUGCCAACACCACCAACCAUGUCCCCCACUUUUCUUACUUUGAAACCUUCCCAAUUUUGAGCAACCAAAGCUAUGUUGUCACGUUCAUUUACUAACGUCGUCAAAGCUUCCAACCGCCAGGAACUUUGGCAAACUGUGGAGAACUUGAAAAGGAAUCUGGGAACCGGGCCAUGGGUAUCCUUAUCUUCAACUUCACCUGUCUGCCCAGCCCCCAUUCACAUAUACACAGCCCGUAUGCACAGCCAGCCCUCUCUGCUCCGCUCCGAGCCCAACCAUGGGAGCUGUUCAGAAAAACAAAAUAAAUAGAAAGAAACAAACAAAAAACAAACCCCAAAACACAAAGCAAAAAAAAAAAAAAAACCUACUUCAGUCCAGAACAUCUUGUGAGCCAGCUAGAGGCCAGGCCCGGGCUCCCGGGGGUCUGGGCAGAAACAUCAGAUGGGGAAUGGAGAAAGCAGGCCACGUCAAGGACUGCUUAGCGGGACUCAGCACGGGGAUGACGCCCCAAGGAAGAUAUCUUCCUUCAAAACACCGCCUUAGUUUCUUUUCUCUUGCUUCGUUUUGUUACACUGGACUGGAAUUCCCCUAAGAAGAGAACGCUAGAUUUCAGAUGCUUCAGGACUAUGUGUUCCACAAAAUGAUUCGGUUCUCUUUAGACUGAUGUUUUCCAAAGACCUUGCUAGACACGUCUGCACUGAGAAAGGGGAGUUUUGAGAGUGGAACAGGCCUGAUUAGGGUGGGACCUUAGGACCAAAGGAGAGCACUGGGAUUUGAGGAGUGUGAUACAGAAACGAAAAGUCAGGGGACACAAAAACCGAUGGCAGAGAUCUCAACAUUUUGCUUACAGCAAGACCUAAACCCAGGGAGUUUCUCUUGUGGACCUUUUGCUUUCAUUCUUUCUGUCUUUGCCUUCCUCCGUCUUGGUCCCCGGUGUAUCACUUCGGCUUUUUCUCCCCCUCCCCCUCCUCCCUCCACUCCAGAAAUAAGAACUGCAUUUAACAUCACUAGGGGCUAGUCUGGGAACCUAAUAAUCAUUUAGAAUGUGAUUCUUAUGGGUACAAAUGCUCAUACUACUAAAAUAUAAUGAACAAAAGAAUGUUUAGUCCAUCUGGAUGUUUAAUUCUGGGA